AUGGCGGAACUCACAUCAGCUGGACAUUCAAUAUUUUGUGGCAAUUCUUAUGAAUUAGCGAUUGUGAGUUUUGGAAUAGAAGUGAAUGUUGAAUAUAAAUGGAAACAUUGUGAGUAUGAAUGGGAAAAUCAGCUGCAGCAGAAAAAUGCUAUAAAUUCGGGCUCUUUUGAUCCUUACUUAUGCCCUUUCUUUGAUGCGGCUAAAGCAGACGGUAAGUUGAGAAUAUUCUUCGAUUUAAAAGAUGAUACGUUAGUUAAAACCAUUUACAUUCCACUUGAUAUGGCUACUGACAAAAAGGGUGAUGGAUUAUUAGUAGCGCCUAUCACAUAUAUUCCCGGCGAAUGCACACAAUUUCUGGAUAAAAUGAUCCUUUUUACAUAUAAAUAUUUGCAGAUACUUAUGGCUGAUUCGAGAGGUAACGGAGGAGGUUUAGUGAUAUAUGACUCAUCUACAAAACGUAUGUGCAGAGUCGAAUCUGAUUAUAUGAAACCGAUUCAUAUCAAUUUCAAUAUAAAUGGCAAUAAUUUUACUUUUAUAAAUGGUAUCUUCGGUAUGACAAUCCUGCACGAUGAACUUUAUUAUGCUGUUGUAUCGGGAAUGGAAAUACAUAAGAUGAAAAUAGAUGCGCUACUAGAAUGUCCUAAUAAAGAAGAGGCUAAUAAACUAACUAAAUCCGUGGUUAAAUUAACAAGCCAAACAGCGGAUCUCGCAGCAGCCGGAAAUUCAAUAUUUUAUGGCGAUUCUUAUGGAUUGGGUGUAUUAGGAACAAAAGUUUCUGACGAAUCUGAUAAAAACACGGUGCUACUAGCGCAAGAUAACGAAAUCUUUCAAGCAAUAACUUCGACAAAAUCUUCAUAUUAUUGGAAUCAGCUAACGGGCCUAUCAAAUAAAUUUCAACAUAUGGUUCAAAAGACUUUCAGUUUAGAUGAAAUAAACUUCCAUUAUUUUGAAAUAGAUUUAGCAGAAAUGCAGAAGAAGAUGGAUUCGAUUCCUUGA
Molecule: messenger RNA, 996 nt
Organism: Trachymyrmex septentrionalis
Lineage: Eukaryota; Metazoa; Arthropoda; Insecta; Hymenoptera; Formicidae
Product: major royal jelly protein 1-like
Exons: 5
Coding region: 1-996 (331 amino acids)
Source: RefSeq, a predicted model, not a curated record